AUGAUGAUGACGAAUGGUCCUCUGCAUUUGUUUUUCCAGGAACUCUACUUGGCGUCUUAUAACGAUCAGUAUGAUAAUGAAGACGAGUUUCCCGUGGUGGAAGCGCCUGUCCUGAUUAUGGACAAUGCCGGUGGUCACUCGCUCAAGACUACUGAGGAAGACAAACAUGUGCCCAUGGUCUCCAUGCGACGGGCAUCGAGUACGGGAUCGUUGGGAAUCAAAAAGAGCAAGACCACUGGACGCAGACGCAAGAAGAAGAGCAAGGAUCUCAAUGGCAGUUGCCGUUGGGAUUCGGGAACCAGUAGUAGCUUGGAACAACAAGCUCCCAAUAAUAAGGUUUUGGUCGAGCCGUCGGAAGAAGACAUUGAAGGGUUGCAGUGGAUGAUCUCCUCUUGUACUAGAAGACUUACCAGGGGAGAAUCCGCUCUGAGCUUGGACGAAGCCAUGGACGAUCUUUCAUUGUCAUCGACGACAUCGGAAGGAUGCGCGGAUCUCAUGGGAGGAAGCAGCAGCUCGAGUCGUUGGUCUUCUACGCCGGCACCCGUCGUCAAGAAGACCAGUAACCCCGUGGCGGUCGCCAAGAAAGAUGGAGCCGCCAAGUUGCCCCGCCGCAAACGAUCGUCCACCAAGGAUACGGUCAUGGAUCAGCCCUGCAAGACACCCGUGCGCAAGGAGACGUCUCUCAGCCCCAAGCCCCGCUUGACAGGAACCGUAAAGGCCGCGCCCUUUGCCGAUCUACUCACGGCUCUGGAUGAACUCGAAGUGGACAAUGAUGUGGGAUACUUUCUUUCCUCCAAGCACAUGGAAAUUGCACCAGAGCUAUUUCGAGCGGCAUGA
This is a messenger RNA of Seminavis robusta, 837 nucleotides long. NCBI's taxonomy places the organism in Eukaryota, Bacillariophyta, Bacillariophyceae, Naviculales, Naviculaceae. The record is from the annotation of a GenBank genome assembly.